Molecule: messenger RNA, 2804 nt
Organism: Hypanus sabinus (Atlantic stingray)
Lineage: Eukaryota; Metazoa; Chordata; Chondrichthyes; Myliobatiformes; Dasyatidae
Product: tetraspanin-8-like
Exons: 8
Coding region: 100-789 (229 amino acids)
Cellular component (GO): membrane
Source: RefSeq, a predicted model, not a curated record
GGUAGGUGUGUCCAGCGAGCGGAGUGCGAUUAGUUUGCUCGGCAAGUACAGAAACAGUUUUGGAAUUGCACGGAGCGGGCGAUUUUUAAGACCAGGACCAUGGCUGGUGUUAGCGGAUGUAUCAAGUACUCUAUGUUCAUCUUCAAUUUCCUGUUUUGGUUGUGUGGCUCGAUUAUACUUGGAGUGUCAAUAUGGCUGCGGGUGAGCAAAGAAGCUGUGAAGCAAAUUGGUGAGAUGGAUAUUUCAGAGUUUUACACUGCAGUAAAUGUUUUGAUUGCUGUCGGUGCGAUCAUCAUGGUGCUUGGAUUUCUUGGGUGCUGUGGAGCCAUCAGAGAAAGCCAGUGCAUGCUACUCCUAUUCUUCAUCGGACUGCUCCUUAUUCUGAUCAUUCAGAUAGCUGCUGGUGUUUUAGGUGUGGUGUAUAAAUCACAGAUUGAAUCAACAUUGAAGGAAAAGUUUAAAGGGAUAGGCCCGCUGGAUAAUCAAUCAGAGGAUUUCAAGAAAGACAUGGAAGCAUUACAGAAACAGUAUAAAUGUUGUGGUCUUCUGCAAGGCUACCAAGAUUGGACAACUAUUCCAGCAUCCUGUGACUGUACUGAUCAGGACAAAUCUCAGUGUACUAUGGCAGGUGGCAGAUCGGUUUGGGCCAAGUCAUGUGUUGUUUUGAUGACAGAUGCCUUCAAAGCCAAUCUUCUUAUAAUAGUUGGCAUUGCCUUUGGACUGGCAGUGAUUGAGCUGUUUGGCCUAAUCUUCUCCAUGAUCCUGUACUGCCAAAUUGGCAAGAAAUGAGAAAGGACUCUUCCCACAACUGGAGUUGUUAAGUGCAAAUGUAUAAUGCUGCAUCUUCUGGCAUGUAAAUUAUAGCCAAACAGAGUUUUAUUUCAAAUCAUUUUAAUUAAACUUUUGAAAUGUAGUUCAGUCACACUCCAUCUCCUGACUCCAGCUGAUUAGUAGUCUUCCAGUUUAAAGUUAUCUGCUUUAUGUCUGUGUAAAUAUACAGUAGAAGAAAAGGGUUGUCGUAAUAUUAGGAAGGUGAUGGGUUGCUUAAUCUCGCAAGCAAUGCCACUUCAAAUCAAGUAAAAUAAAACUUGUCAAAAGUAAUUGAUCAAACGAUAGGGACCAUCGUAUUGAAGACUUACUGACCAUUACGGCACUGGUAUUUAGGGCAGCAGUGUAGGUCCUUCAUUUCUGAUGGUAUUCACAGCUUCCUUCAUCAUCUUAGUAACUUCCUCUCAGUUUUCACUCCUGUCACUCAUGCAAGUCCCGGGUGGAGACUCAGGAAUACUGUCACACUCAGAUGUAGAAAGAUUCUUCAUUGCUGUUUCCUUAAUUUUGUUUAAUCAAUCAGGGUUGUUGGCUCUGGGCUGAGCUCCUGAAUCUGGAGGCUAGUUGACCAGUGGACCAUUCUUAGUCUGGCCUGUACCUUUGACCUGUUUGGCAUGAGUGACCCUACUAAUAGGCAAGGCAAAAAGCCCUGACUCCAGCCAACGCAGCUCUGCGGGUCAUUGAGGCACACAAGCCUCCAAACCCUGCGACAAGGUUAUGGCCCUCUCAGAGGAUCACAUUGAAGAAGCUGGGGUGUAAUUGACCAGUGACUGAAGUAGAGGAUAAUAGCACCCUCUUUUAUCUGGAAAGGGACUGAAUGUGUGAAGAUAGGCAGACAGUACACUAGGUACAAUGUUACAGACCAUUUUAACUCCCACUGACUUGAAACAGUGAAGCUGUUCAGUUUAUUGGAGCUACAGACUUGGAUUAAUGCUGACCUGGAUUCUGCAGCAAGAAGUAUAGAUGGGCUGCACUACAUGUAUUAACUGAAGAAGUCAGUUGGACAAAAUCCAGUGUCCGCAUAUACAAAAACAAUGAAAUUAUCAUUUGCUUUGCCUGACUCUUUAGCUAUUGCCUUUCUGGGAUGUUCCUCAUUGAAAUACAAAAAUGAUCAGAGUAGCUGGUGAUAAUUUCUCCCUGAAGGUGUCAGAUGUAUGUAAGUCUUGUGCAUUCACGUGGAAGACAACUUCUAACUUUUUAAGUCUUAAAACUUUAAAAAUUUCAGAUGUGGGAUCAGGUUCUUUAAUUACUGUUGGAGAUUUCAAAAUAUUAAACAAUCUUUUCAUGAUUUUAUAUUGCGUUAACUACUUGAAACUACGAUUUGUUUUUAACCAAGUGUAUCAGUAAAGUUUUUUUUAUUCUUAUUCAAUAGGCUAAGUGCUGAAUCAAUGUGCAGAUUGUAUUCCUGGUCAGUGAUCAUGUGCCUGGGGUUACCUGAAACUAAAUGGUGUUUGAAACAAUAUUUUUGGGGGGGUAUCUCUCUAAUUAAAUUGCCAUUGAAUUAGUGUUUUCAAAAAUACUUCAGUCAUGACUGAGUUUAUCAUGUUGGGAAUUUGCUAAUAAGAUUUGACAUUUUCUUGUGUAUUUGUUAAACAAAAAUUAUCUUUUGAAAAAGUUUGGGUAAUUUGGGAAAGAUAAUAGCUUUUCAGUUUUAGACCUAACAACAAGGAAAUUUCAUCUAGGGUAUUGUGUUUAUUUGGCUCCUGACCAAGUUGGUGUUAUGACAAAACCCUAUUUAAUAAUGAAUCCAGUAUUUAGGCUCUAAUGGGUUGAAUUGUAUGGUAAUGCAAACAGAGAUGGUUUCCAGAUGUGGAUUGGUUCUGGCUGUUUAAUUGUACAGGUUCUUUGAAGACUGUUGUAUUCUACAGGUAAUUUGGGUUAUGCAUGUAAUUUAAAUGAGCUUGUAAUCUCAAAACUGAAGUUAAAACACUUGCUUUACAUUGUGUUUAUAUGAAUAAAAAGUUAAUAUUUCUGAGCGA